GUCGACGCCAUGAUGACUCGAUGUAUCCAAGGUAUGCGCUCGACGCGUCACUGUCGCCGGCUACGAGGGCCUCUAGUGGAACACGUACUUAAGUGUGCGACUAAGUGGACCCACAUCAAUAUGACCGAAGCAGUAAACAUCCCAAUCCUUUGCAAUUUCGCGGUAGACAUAAACAAACAUUUUGGUACACGAUGGGUGUGGCUGCCGCAGAAGAUGACGUUCUGAAGUCAUGGGAGCGGCAAUACCAUUUGCCACACGAGGAGGAUGGGGCCCGCACGCUAAAGGAGAAGGUUCAUCUUUACAGGCCUCCGCGCAGUGACCUCCCAGGCAUCUUGGUUGCAUGCACAGUGAUUGGUUGCUGGGCUGGGCUGUUCAUCCACGCUCUCUGGUUCAUAAAAUUGCCAUGGACCGUUGGGCAUGGAGAGCGUGCGACCUCCUGGCUUCAUAUAGCUGCGGUUUUCAUAUCUCUGGAGUUUCUAUAUACUGGUCUAUUCAUUACGACGCAUGAUGCAAUGCACGGCACCAUAGCUCUGCGCAACCGUCGUCUCAAUGACUUCCUAGGACAGCUGGCCAUCAGCUUGUACGCCUGGUUUGACUACUCACUACUGCACCGCAAGCACUGGGAGCACCACAACCACACAGGCAUACCCCGCGUGGACCCCGACUUCCACACCGGCAACCCAAACCUGGCAGGCUGGUUCGCGAGGUUCAUGGUGUCGUACAUGACGCUGCCGCAGCUGCUGCGCAUCGCCGCCUGGUCCAACGUGCUGCUGCUGCUGCGGGCGCCCAUUGCCAACCAACUGGUGUUCAUGACGGCCGCACCGCUGCUGUCGGCGUUCAGGCUCUUCUACUAUGGUACCUACGUGCCGCACCACCCGCCCCCCGGCCACACCGGCCCCAUGCCCUGGCCCCUCUCCCGCUCCUCCGCCGCCUCCCGCCUGCGCUCCUUCCUCACCUGCUACCACUUCGACCUGCACUGGGAGCACCACCGCUGGCCCUACGCGCCCUGGUGGCAGCUGCCGGUGUGCAGGAGCAUUGCAAACAAGCGCCAGUAGCAGCUGCGUGGCAGCGGUAACAGGAGUAGCAGGGGCAGCAAUAGCAGCUGUGGCAGCGAUAGCAGGAGUAGCAGGGGCAGCAAUAUCAGCUGUGGCAGCGGUAACAGGAGUAGCAGCGGUAGACUGGGCCUUUGUGUGGUCCAUGCAAGACGCUGGCGCCGUUGGGGAUGGCAAAAUUGUUAAUGUGCUAGGAUGUGCUAGGAUGAGGAGGUGCGGAGGAGUAGCUGCUUGCCAUGGGGCUGCAUCGGGCUGCCCCGCCCUUCAUUAACUUCGUUACCUGCUAGCAAACAUGUUGUGUUAGUUUGGCAUGGCUUAUGUACGAUUACCGGGCAAGCUUGACAUGGUCGUUCAAGAAAUUAGAUGCAUGUUGGGAUUGCCCUGCGGCUGCCGUACACGGGCGGUGACAGCACUCAUCGAAAUGAGGCUAAUGUGGGGGCCUGGGUAACACGAGAAGGGAUGGGUCAUUGCUGACGCGAGAAGGAGUACAGUCGGGGGCGCACCACUCACGAGGAUUGAGGGCUGCGUGGGCAUGCAUGGGGGCGCGAGUGGCUGGGGCGGGUGGUGGCAUAUGGUAGGCGGCGCAGGAAGGAUGAAAACUGAAGCUGAUGAAUCACUGUACGGCGGUUGUCUACGGCAUUGGAAGGCAUUGUGCGGUACUUGUAAUGGAAUGAUGAUUGUCAGUUGCCAUGCGCUGUUGGAGCAGUCGACCGUCCUGUAAGAGGACUUUACCGGUAUGUAUGGGUGUGAGCGCCCUUUGCACUUCCCUUCCCAUACGCCUGUGCGCUCGUGUGUGGGGUAUUCAUGGGGGCUGGUGAAGGUGGGGAAAUCGCAGCAAUACGUGUGUCGUGUGGCACAGGAAGAAAUAUGAUGGCCGGUUGGAAAUCAGGGCAUUCGCAUCGAGAGGAACAUCAUUCUUGUUCAAGGCUGGAAGUGCACGGGUAAGGUGGGUCGCCAUAGAUGCAGUGCUGCGCGUCGGGUUGGGACGUUACCCCCGCCUACAGUAGUUGCCACUGAAUUGCCGUACAGACUGUAAGACUUAAUGACAAAAAAUUCGUUUGAGGCCUUCAAUCAGUGGCAGGCCGUAAUGGACUGCAAGGACGUCCGCGACCGCUUUGCGCACCCCGUGCAACGGUGCGAGAUUGAGAGCGUGCAGGACGCACUGUCCAAGAAGGUGGCGGUUCUGGAGCCCUGCAAGGACGCGGUGUCGGCGAUGAUAACCAUUGGUCGGCGCUUCGAGGUUUUCACGAGUGAGGGACGUAACGGUGUGUGACUUGGGCAAUGAUAGUGGGUAGUGUGUCGGUGCUGGCGCUUGCAGGAGGGAAGAGGGAGGACGAAGGGGUGACCAAGGUGUAUUCCCACAUUAAAGACUGACGUGCUGUUCCGCAAAGGUGUCGUUACCUUACUUUGUUCCGCCUCUUCAUGUACCGGUAUGCAGGUGGUGCGUCGGGCUCCACCUGAGGCCCUUUUCCCCAUGGUUGUCACUGUGUCUACAAUCUUUGUGGCUUCAUGUCGUGCACUUGCUGAGACUGGAGUUGAAACGCGAGCGUGCGACCAAGACCGGCCUCGGUGUUGACAAGGCGUAUGUGCAUAGCUGUUGAGCGUGGCUGCCAACCAUUCGGUAUCCACCAUUAGCAAGCAUGGCGUCCAUUGUCGCAUGCUUGGAGGCAGCCAUUGGCUCCUCCUGUGUGCGCCGCCUGGUGUCGGUGUGCGGCUGCCUGUCACGGCUGGCGCUGGGGCCCGCUGGCGAGGAGGCGGUGGUGGCGGCGGUGACGGUGCACGUGGAGAGGCUGCUGCAGCGGCUGACGCUCGGCAUGUUGGACAGUGGAGGUGCGUGAAUCGUGCCUGCUCGCACGGAAACGCGUGCUGGGAGGCGGUGCAGGCAUGAGGCCCUCGGCCGUCUAGAGUACAUGCACUUCAAGGUUAAUCCCUUUGGCAUGGAUCGUUCAUACCAUGGCGAAAACCGCCCAUCCCAUCAGCACUGGACACGUACGCACCAUUGGGCAGAUCAGUAGUACGGUGGGGGACCACGUGCAAACCCCUGGGUAUGUUUUGCAGCCCUCACAAACCGACAUUUUGCGGGUUUGGCCGCGUAACCGGGUUGGCGGGAGGCCUGCACGCCGUACCUCCACCCCUCGGCCAGUCCAAUGCGCACAUGCACGGCUGGCGGGUGCUGGUGGUCUGCUGUGCGUGCGUGGACGCCUGGCUAUCUAGGAGGCGGGUCCAGGAGCUAGAUCAGCGCAUGCAUGGGUGGUUGGGUAGGUGGUGCUUUACUUGCGCAUGUGCAGAUGGUUGGAUGGCCAGCGGGCGGGUCCUGCUGCCCUAUCUGCCUGCGCAUCCCGCGCACGGAGUCUGCGCAUGCAUGCAUGGGGCGGCUACGAUGCGGCGGGCCCCAUUCCAAAGCAAGUGUGCUACUGCUCAACACGGAUGAGCGUGGUGGGCGCUGGAGCCGGCCCCGAAAUGCGGCUCCGUACACUGUGGCGGGCGUCUACACGGGAAUCGUGCCUGCUCGCACGGAAACGCGUGCUGGGAGGCGCUGAAGGCAUAAGGCCCUCGGCCGUUAAAGGUACAUGUACUUCAAGUUUGAUCCCUUUGGCAUGGAUCGUUCAUACCUGUUGCAGGGGCAGCGCGGGUGGCAUGGAGGUGGCGUGUGGUGGCGGUGGAGAGUUUAGGGUUUAAGGUUUCAGAAGAGGCCGCAUCGCUGAUGACCAGGUACGCAGGCAGUACUUGCAUUGUCGGGCGCUGCUUCACUUGGCGCUCCCGCUGCGUGCGGGGAAGCCGAGGCGCCGUCGUGUUGUUCCCCACAGCGAUUGGAAUGCUCGCUGCUGUGGCUGCCUUUUGACUGUGUUAUUAUUCUUAACCCGAAUUCUCAACUCAAACACGCGUCCGGUUGGGGUCAACAAUCCACCCGCCAACAUGGGAGGGCCGGUGAUCACCGCAGACCUGGGGGUUGGUGUGACCCGCCCCGCAGAAAAAGACGUAACCCCUGCAUGGAAUGUACCAGGCGUUCUUGACAUUUGGUUCUGAUAAGGCAUCGCCAUCCCAGUAGUACACCUCAUUACAGUAGGGAAUAUCCAGGUGUUCAAAGAUUUCGGUUGGAAAUACACCUUGAAAAGGCUCGUAGCAAUUUCCAAUUCAGCAUACACAUCGAAGCCGGCCUGUGGCAUGUCAUGGAUUCUGGCUGGCGAAGAUCAUG
Astrephomene gubernaculifera is the source of this 4248-nucleotide messenger RNA. NCBI's taxonomy places the organism in Eukaryota, Viridiplantae, Chlorophyta, Chlorophyceae, Chlamydomonadales, Astrephomenaceae. The record is from the annotation of a GenBank genome assembly.